Carassius auratus (goldfish) is the source of this 1282-nucleotide messenger RNA. Its product is annotated as cytochrome c oxidase assembly factor 1 homolog. NCBI's taxonomy places the organism in Eukaryota, Metazoa, Chordata, Actinopteri, Cypriniformes, Cyprinidae. Gene Ontology annotation, biological process: mitochondrial respiratory chain complex IV assembly; mitochondrial respiratory chain complex I assembly. Bases 198 to 602 code for a protein of 134 amino acids. Gene Ontology annotation, cellular component: mitochondrial inner membrane. The transcript is spliced from 5 exons. The record is from RefSeq and is a predicted model, not a curated record.
CUAAGUGUUUACAAUGUGUUUCUUUAGCUUAUGUUUAUCGAUGUUUGAAUAAAGUUUUUCAGAGUUAAACAUGGCCGCUUCCUUGGCGCGCUGCUCUUAGUUUCAUAACAAAGUCAUUUUGAUUUCUGCUUAUAAAAGAAAUAAUAGAUGACGAUUUUUCCUCCAGGCUAAAGAUAUUUGCUCUGUGUGAAGUGAGGAUGAGCCGCUCCACCAGCCUCCUGCAGCAGAUGACAGUGUUUGUGACAGUGGGGACCGGCGGUGGCUGUGCUAUGAUGUAUUACCUCAUGCAGAAGAAUUUUGCAAAAUCAGAGCAUUACCGUCUGGCCAUUGAACAGCUGAACAAUAAUUCCUCUGCUAUGGCCAGUCUGGGCGCUCCUCCUCUGAAGAUACACAAUAUCCAUUUAUCUGACCGACACAACCGCAUUGACCACAGCAGCGCUCAGCUGAAGAUCCCAGUUACCGGGUCAAGGACUGGAGGUUAUCUCUACACAACUUCCACCAGAGACGCUAUCAUGAACAGAUGGAAGCUCCAGCAAGUGUUUCUGAAGCUGAGAGAAGGCGAGAUCAUUGAGAUUUUCAACAAGACAGAAUCUGAAGAGUAAUUACUGUACACACAGAAAUAUUUCAUCAAUGUUAAACAGACAAAAAAUGCAAGUGGAGCCUUGGACAGUGAAUAGAUGAUUAAAAGCCUGCUUUUUUAAUUAAUGCAAUUAUGGCAUUCACAUAUAUUUGUUUACUUGAAAUGUUCAUAUAUUUGUUUGGGCUGUAUGGAAGCUGUGUCAUGUGAAGCACUUUAUUUUGCGGCAGCUUGGACAUAUAUUUUUUUGUUGUUGCUAUUUUAUAACAAUUCUACUAAAUGAAAUGUAUGCAGUCAUCAUUUAAAGCAGGUCUGAUCAUCUUAUUGUAGAAAUAGGGUUGCAUAAAAUAAGUCAAAAGAAUAAUAACCUAAAUCUGUUUGACGUACCACUAUAAAAUGUGUAUGAAACAUGAAUAAUAUAAUUCAGUCCAGCUUGUAAUACCAACACUGUUUUUUUUUUCCCGAUCAUCUGUUUUUCUAUUGAUGUGAUUAUUACUGAUUAGUAUAGUAACACUGUAGUAACUCAACGUUACCAGUAGGUGUCAGUAAAAGAUUAUUAUUCUUUAACCCUUGAAUUUUUGAAGAUUUUCAGAUUUUAACACAUUUGAACAACAAAGAAGUAAAUCCAACUGAAUUUUGUUAUUUGAAUUUUAUCUGAAAAUGUCUUUGUUCACAUGAAAUAAAACUGCAUUUAGCUUGAAGUAU